Molecule: messenger RNA, 465 nt
Organism: Staurois parvus
Lineage: Eukaryota; Metazoa; Chordata; Amphibia; Anura; Ranidae
Source: the annotation of a GenBank genome assembly
CAUCUCAUGUACUAUGUCAACAGUCUCUGGUCAUCUCCUGUACUGUGUCUGCAGUCUCUGGUCAUCUCCUGUACUGUGUGUCCGCAGUCUCUGGUCAUCUCCUGUACUGUGUCCGCAGUCUCUGGUCAUCUCCUGUACUGUGUACGCAGUCUCUGGUUAUCUCCUUUACUGUCUGCAGUCACUGGUCUUCUGUACUAUGUCUGCAGUCUCUGGUCAUUCCCUGUGCUGUGUCCGCAGUCUCUGGUCAUUCCCUGUGCUGUGUCCGCAGUCUCUGGUCAUUCCCUGUGCUGUGUCCGCAGUCUCUGGUCAUUCCCUGUGCUGUGUCCGCAGUCUCUGGUCAUUCCCUGUGCUGUGUCCGCAGUCUCUGGUCAUUCCCUGUGCUGUGUCCGUAGUCUCUGGUCAUUCCCUGUGCUGUGUCCGCAGUCUCUGGUCAUCCCCUGUGCUGUGUCCGCAGUCUUUCUGCAU